UCUCCCUCCUUCCUUCCAGAACAAUCUGUGCAACUACCAUGGCUAGGGCUCCAACCAAGCACGGUCGCGACGAAGCUCUGGCUUUCCAGGGGUUUUUGAAUGAUUUGCAGGAUUGGGAAUUUUCCCUCGAAGACAAGGACAAGGACAAGAAAAUGAAAGCUCAAGCUUCCGACAAGGGAAUAUCGGUUUCAUCUUCCAAGAAGAUUGGAGAAGCUGGCAAAGACAGGAAAGCAGCAGGAAAAUCAUCGACGUUUGAAUAUUUAAGUAGCUCAAUGCCGUAUGACUACUCUAGAAAAUAUGACGCAAUUAAUCAAGUGUCAAGUAGUUCAAUUUCCGAAGACAGUUACACGGAUGCAGCUUCAGAGAAGGAAUUGGGCAAUGAGUAUUUUAAGCAGAAGAAGUUUAAGGAAGCUAUUGACUGUUAUUCCAGAAGCAUCGCCUUGUCAUCAACUGCAGUAGCUUAUGCAAAUAGGGCAAUGGCAUAUCUUAAACUAAAAAGAUUUCAAGAGGCUGAGGGUGACUGUACAGAGGCCUUGAACAUGGAUGACCGUUACAUCAAGGCAUAUUCUAGACGAGCAACAGCUAGAAAAGAACUUGGAAAACUUAAAGAAUGCAUUGAAGAUGCCGAGUUUGCCUUGCGGUUGGAGCCUAACAACCAAGAAAUCAAGAAACAGUAUUCUGAGGCCAAAUCUUUGUGCGAGAAAGUAAUUCUUCAGAAGGCUUCUGUAGCACUGGAAAAUACCGUACAAAAAAUGCAGAAAGCAGAAAAGAAAGAUACCAAAGUGCAGAAUAAUGGGAUCCAGCCUGUUGAAAGUGCUACUCAAAAGACUGAAGCAGCUGUAGCUGAAGAUUACACAAAGAUAAACCAAACAGCUAAAAAGCAAGAGCCAAAGGCAUCAGUGCAAGAGCUCGCAUCUCGAGCUGCAUCCCGAGCUAUGAAUGGAACUGCAAAAAACAUUAGAUCACCAACUUCAGCUUAUCAGUUUGAGGUUUCUUGGCGAGGACUUUCUGGUGAUCGUGCUUUACAGGCUAGUCUACUGAAGACUGUAUCUCCAGGAGCUUUACCUCAGAUAUUCAAGAAUUCUUUGACCGUUCCAAUUCUAGUUGACAUUGUCAAGUGUAUUGCAACUUUUUUCAUCGAAGAAAUGGAUGUAACUGUAACUUUUCUGGAGAACUUGACCAAGGUCCCAAGGUUUGACAUACUCGUCAUGUGUCUCACUUCCAAAGACAGAGCAGAUCUUGUUAAGAUAUGGAACGAGGUAUUUUGUAAGGAGGCAACUCCAAUUGAGCAUGCAGAGAAACUAGAUAACUUGCGUUCGAAGUACUGCCUCAAGCGAUAAUAAAUGUGAAAUGAGAUUUAGAGGGCGGUGUGUGUGAGAUCUCAAUUUCCAGUCUGCUCUAUCUCCUCUGUAAAUCAUUUUUGUAAGACAUUGAAAUGGUCCAUUUUCCUUUAGUUAAGACACUUUGUAAGUUUAUAAGCCAAGUUUUUUAGGUUCUGAAAUUUGAUCUUGACUAACUGUUGUAUUGUGUACAGUCCUCUUUGUUUGCAAAUGCAACUUUCUGACCCCCUUUGAAAGGGUUUAUAAUUUAU
This is a messenger RNA of Morus notabilis, 1591 nucleotides long. RefSeq names its product RNA polymerase II-associated protein 3. The record is from RefSeq and is a predicted model, not a curated record. Gene Ontology annotation, molecular function: protein binding. Bases 39 to 1340 code for a protein of 433 amino acids. The transcript has 11 exons. NCBI's taxonomy places the organism in Eukaryota, Viridiplantae, Streptophyta, Magnoliopsida, Rosales, Moraceae.